Molecule: messenger RNA, 634 nt
Organism: Rhagoletis pomonella (apple maggot)
Lineage: Eukaryota; Metazoa; Arthropoda; Insecta; Diptera; Tephritidae
Gene: RpL9
Product: 60S ribosomal protein L9
Biological process (GO): cytoplasmic translation
Cellular component (GO): cytosolic large ribosomal subunit; ribosome
Molecular function (GO): rRNA binding; structural constituent of ribosome
Source: RefSeq, a predicted model, not a curated record
GGUAAACCGUAAUUGUUACAAUGAGGACAAUAAACUCAAGUCAAUGCGUUAAAAUACCGAAAGGCAUAAAAGCCUCAGUAAAAGCACGAGUUGUAAAAAUAACAGGAGCGCGUGGAAGUUUAGUCCGAAGCUUUAAACAUCUAGCGUUGGAUAUGUACAUGGUUGAUAAGCGUACCCUGAAAGUAGAAAAGUGGUUCGGUGCAAAGAAGGAGCUGGCAUCUGUUCGUACCGUUUGUAGUCAUAUUGAAAAUAUGAUUAAAGGUGUGACAUUUGGCUUUCAGUAUAAAAUGCGUGCGGUUUAUGCCCAUUUUCCAAUUAACUGUGUUACUUCUGAAAAUAAUACAGUUAUUGAGAUUCGAAAUUUUCUUGGAGAAAAAUAUAUUCGCCGUGUACAAAUGGCUCCAGGAGUGACAGUAGUCAAUUCCACGGCUCAAAAAGAUGAACUGAUUGUUGAAGGCAACGAUAUUGAGGCUGUUUCUGGAUCAGCAGCUUUAAUUCAGCAGUCUACAACAGUUAAAAACAAGGACAUACGUAAAUUUUUAGACGGCCUGUAUGUAUCUGAAAAAACAACUGUUAUAAAGCGAGAGGAUUGAUUUGGUACAAAUAAAGGCCGGUAACAAUUAAAAAAUUAAAA